GAAAACAACUUACACAACAGAGGCGGGAAAGGUCGAAGAGAGUGAGGAAGCCUGAAGUCUGCUGCCGAAGCCGAAAUCAUUUUCUAACAGAUUUUGAAAUGCCACCCACAAAUCGAGAUGAUAUUGAAGAGGAAUUCUCCAAUGAUAGCAAAGCCAGUUCAGAAAGUUCAAGCAGCGUCUUGACCUUUUCCCCAAGCCGGCCAGAGGGCUCACCUGAGAUGCCCGAGGAAAAGGCUCAUGGGCUCUCUCGCACAGCUUCUCCUGACACCGAAUCCAAAAGCCUUGAAGAUGAUGUGCUGACCACAGAUAUUAUUGCUGAAGAAGAAAAGUUAGAAUUGGCCAACGAUGAGCAAGAAAAAGCCUGGCGCAAGGAAGUACAAGACAGGGCAAAGGAAGAGGAAGAGUUAAAGGAAAAGAGGUACAAGAGACUGAUGCAUCUGCUCAAUAAGUCUCAGUUUUAUAGCCAGUUCCUCCUUCAGCAAAUUGAAACUCAGGAUACCAAGAAACAGAAGGGCAAAAAACCCAAGGCUGAAACCAGUGCAGAGAAAGAGAAUGCUAGCACUGAAGAGAACUCCCAGGGUUCAGAGAAGAGUGAUUCAAGUAAAGGCCGCAAGCGCAAGAACAAUUCAGGUGCACCAGCUGCUAAGAGAGUCAAGGAUGGGAAGUACAAGAUUAAGGAUGUUAUAGAUAAAGAGACGGUGGAAGCAAAAGUUGAAGCUGGUGUUUAUUCUGAGGAGGAUGAAGUGGUUGAGCAGGUGGAUCAACCUCGACUCUUUGAGAAUGGAACUAUGAGGUCAUAUCAGCUGGACGGAUUUUCCUGGCUCAGGGUACUUUAUGAAAAUGGUGUCAAUGGAAUCUUGGGAGAUGAGAUGGGUCUUGGCAAAACCAUCCAGUCCAUUGCCCUCCUGUGCCACCUCAUAGAUAGGGGUGUGCAGGGUCCUUUCCUCGUGGUGGCGCCUCUAUCUACACUCCCAAAUUGGAUGUCAGAAUUUGAAAGAUUUGCACCAAAGGUACCAACUGUAUUGUACCAUGGCUCUGAUGCUGUCAGGACAGAGAAAAGGAAAAUGUUCCAGAAGUUGUUACAAGUGGAAGGAACCUCAGUGCCAGUCUUUCCUGUUGUUAUUACAUCUUAUGAGGUGGUGAUCCGUGAUACGCGGUUCCUUGCAAGGUAUUACUGGCGCUACAUAUGUGUAGAUGAAGGGCACAGGAUAAAGAACCACAAUUGUAGACUUACAAAGUCCCUGAACACUUUCCCAUCAGCAAACCGUCUUCUCUUGACUGGCACACCCUUGCAAAACAACCUUGCAGAGCUGUGGUCCCUCUUGAAUUUCCUCAUGCCUGAGAUCUUUGACUCUCUGGAUGUCUUUGAGUCCUGGUUUGAUGUAACAGAGAUGAUGGAGGAUGGCAGUGAUGAAAAGAUCAUCCAGCAGGAGAGAGAGAAGCAGGUCAUAGGAACACUCCAAAAGAUUCUCAGUCCCUUCUUCCUGCGACGCAUGAAGAAAGAUGUCAAUCUUGAGAUUCCUCCCAAGAAAGAAUUACUUGUGUACACACCCAUGACCCCCCUGCAGCUGAAGCUUUAUGAGGCUACUCUGACUAUGGACUAUACUGUCUUUGAUAAUUUAAAGAAGGCAGAGGAGAAAAUAGAAUAUGAUAACAAAGGAAGACCAAAACGCAAAUCAAAGAAGGACAUAGACUAUUCUGCACUGCUUGAUGAAAGUGAAUCCCCUAAAUCCCUCGACAGGUUUCUGGAUGCUGUGAUGAAGAUGCAAGAAAAAGGAAGUGAUGAAGCUACAGCUAAGAAGACAUCAGCAGUCAAUAUCAAGCUGACAAACAGAAUGAUGCAGUGUCGUAAAAUAGUGAAUCAUCCAUACCUUAUCAACUACCCACUAACUCCAGAUGGAGAGUACAUGAUUGAUGAAGGGCUUCUAGAUUCUUGCGGGAAGCUGCAAGUACUUGACCAACUGCUGGGAGAAUUGUACAAGCGCAAACACCGAGUGCUCAUUUUCUCCCAAAUGACCAUGAUGCUUGAUAUCCUUGAAGAUUACCUCUCCCUCAGGCCCAAGUACAAUUAUAAGCGCCUUGAUGGAAGCAGAUCAUUAGAUACUCGGCAGAAUGACAUCAAAGAAUACAACAGCAAAGAUUCGAACAGCUUUAUAUUCUUACUAAGCACAAGGGCUGGUGGUUUAGGUAUUAAUUUAGCUUCUGCUGAUACAGUCAUCAUAUAUGACUCAGAUUGGAACCCACAAGCUGACCUGCAGGCACAGGAUAGAUGCCAUAGGAUUGGACAGACUCGACCAGUGUUGAUUCUUCGGCUCAUUACUGCAUCGACCAUUGAUGAGAGGAUUGUAGAGCGUGCUGCCACCAAGCGCAAGUUAGAGAAACUGAUCAUCCAGUCAGGAAAAUUCAAAGCUUCGAAACAGAGCGACAGGUCCUUAGACAAAGUCGUGGAUUCUGAUGAGCUUGUUACUCUCCUCAGCCAGAGAGAUCAUGAAAGAAUCCAUCGCACAAAUACAGGCCAUGUGUUUACAAAGGAAGAGCUAAAUCAAUUACUAGACAGAAGUGACCUGAUGCAGAAAAGGGAAGGAAAGGAGGUACCUGAACAAGACCUAACUGGUGUCUUCAAAGUUAUUCAUGUUGGACAGGAUGAAUAACCAGUGAAUGAGUACUUGAAGUUAAGAAAAAAAGGUCUAGUUCUUUAAGUUGGUAGUGGUAUCCUACUGAAGUCAUUGUAUAAGUUUUCUUUGUUAGAUGUAAAUACAAAUCUGUGUCCUUAUAAUUAUCAUUAACUAUUUCCCCAUCUCAACUGAAAAGAGUGCUAAACCUUUUUCUUUUUUCAAGUACUGUAAUUAGGUUGUAAAUAUUAUUAAAGAUAUUGUUGAUUGUUCAUUGAAAACUUUUCAUCAUUCAUUAUCAACCCAGUGAAAAAAUUGUGCCAUUUUAGAGGCAUGCAUGCUUACUUACAAAACAUUAUUGUUUGGAAGUGAGAUCAUAUUUAUUACUUAUUUUUCUCCUUUUUGUAAUGUAGUGAUUCUUUAUAACAGCAAAUUUUCUGAUCAAGCAAAGAUUCCUUUAUCUGUAAGCUGCAACAUUUCUUAAGG
Messenger RNA from Penaeus vannamei (Pacific white shrimp), 3098 nucleotides. The record is from RefSeq and is a predicted model, not a curated record. Lineage: Eukaryota; Metazoa; Arthropoda; Malacostraca; Decapoda; Penaeidae.